This is a messenger RNA of Fulvia fulva, 2085 nucleotides long. Its product is annotated as Virulence sensor protein BvgS. Lineage: Eukaryota; Fungi; Ascomycota; Dothideomycetes; Mycosphaerellales; Mycosphaerellaceae. The coding region runs from base 1 to 2085 and encodes 694 amino acids. The transcript has 2 exons. Gene Ontology annotation, molecular function: phosphorelay sensor kinase activity. Gene Ontology annotation, biological process: phosphorelay signal transduction system; phosphorylation. The record is from RefSeq and is a predicted model, not a curated record.
AUGAGCCACGAGCUUCGAUCGCCUCUUCACGGUAUCCUUGGCGCAGCAGAGUUUCUCAUGGACACAGCAACGGAUGCUUAUCAAUCUGGUCUCCUGACAUCAAUCGUGACCUGCGGAAGAACACUUCUGGACACUCUCAACCACGUUCUGGACUACAGUAAGAUCAAUAAGCUCGGAAGAGUUCAAAUGCGCAGGCAUGCGAAGCAGAACAAGGCCAUUAAUCUGACGUCGGACUCAUCGAUGGAGAGCCUGAAUAUGGUCGCCGAAGUCGAUCUGGGUGUACUAAUCGAGGAAGUCGCAGAAGCUGUCACCGCUGGACACUCUUUCAAGAGACCAUUGGGCGGCGCUGUAGGUGGCAAGACGUCGCGAAGCGCUAGCAGCUCGCGGGAGCCUGUCAGGACCAAGGAGAGCAAAGAAGACCCUGCGUCGUCUUCAGGAGAGCUUCUCGAUGUCAAUGGCCACGUUUGCGUGCUCUUGGACAUCAGCCCGCGACGAUCAUGGUUCGUUCGCAUACAGCCUGGAUCGCUGCGUCGGAUCAUUAUGAAUCUGCUAGGCAAUGCCCUCAAGUACACAUCGACUGGCUUCGUAGCCAUUUCUCUGCGUGCCCAGGAGGACCCAAACAGUUCGAAGGUCAAAUGCCUGAUCCGUGUUGUUGACUCUGGUAAGGGUAUGUCCGAGUCUUUCCAGCGAGAUCGAGCAUUCCUUCCAUUCUCACAGGAAGACCCGUUCCAGCCGGGUACUGGACUAGGGUUGAGCAUUGUCAAACAGAUCGUUGACUCGUUGGGUGGAUCAAUCGAUUUGACUUCUCAAAAGGACGUCGGAACAGAGGUCGAUAUCCGCCUGAGUCUCACGCCUGCCGGCGAUAGUCCUGUUCGGCCACCAGACCAAGAGAUGAUUGACAUCGCAGAACGAACAAAAGGUCUGCACUUGGUCCUUCUUAACGUCACGCCAGCUGGCCAGACUCGCGGUCCGGAUCAUCACAUCUCACGACUGGAGCAGACACUUCGGGAAAUCUGCACCAAUUGGUUCGGUAUGAAGGUCACCACCUCAUCGGAGAUGGAAGUCGAUGGUGCCGACCUAUAUUUGUUUUGCGAACCACCGCCGAUUGAGGAACUACUCGACCGACAUGCCGAUACGAAGGCACUCUCGCGCCGAGGCGUACCGAUCAUUUUGGUCUGUAUGAACGAUGAAGACGCUAUGUCGAUAUCACGAGAUCAAUCAACGGCUCUCAAGCAAUUAGGGAGAAUUGUUGAGGUGAUACCACAGCCUUGCGGCCCUCGAAAGCUCGCCAAGGUGUUCUCGCACUGCUUAAGAAGAGCACAAGAAGUUGCUGAAGAGACAGGUGAACCCACUCCUGAAGCCUCUAUAAGCUCUCUGCCGAUGACACCCGCUGCAGAAGAGCCCGCUAAGCAAGACCUUAGUAAGAGCAUGUCCUGCGCGAUCUCAUAUCCUUCGCCAACGCCGUUUGAUCCAGCAACACCGUCACUACAAUCGUCCCUCGAGCCGCAGCCCAAACUGCCCGUUAGGAAGGACCACGAUAGCACGGCUUCAAGCUCGGGCUCACAGUCGAAGGACGUAUCUGAAGCGCCCAGCAGAGCACGUUCACCAGACCCCGCCUUCCACAUCCUACUGGUCGACGACAACAAGAUCAAUCGACAGUUACUAGUCAUGUUCAUGAAGAAAAACAAAUUCAGCUACCUCGAAGCCGAAAACGGACAGGAGGCUCUAGAUAUCUACGAAGCAGCAUGUCACGUCCCACUAGCUCCCGCCGACGAAAGCGACCACGCGACAGACCCAGACACAACAACUCGACCAGCACCUACCCGCCACGACUCGCACCUUCCCCGUCGCUUUGACUUUGUGCUGAUGGAUAUCAGUAUGCCGGUGAUGGAUGGGAUGGAAUCAACUCGCAAGAUUAGAGAGUUUGAGCAGGAGCAUGGGUUGAAGAAGACGAAGAUUAUUGCGCUGACGGGGUUGGCGAGUGCGCAGGCGCAGAUUGAUGCGGCGAGUGCUGGGAUUGAUCUGUUUCUUCCUAAGCCGGUUAAGUUUGCGGAGUUGAGGCAGUCCCUUACGGAUGAGUCGUGA